Erpetoichthys calabaricus (reedfish) is the source of this 921-nucleotide messenger RNA. RefSeq names its product butyrophilin subfamily 2 member A2-like. Lineage: Eukaryota; Metazoa; Chordata; Cladistia; Polypteriformes; Polypteridae. The coding region runs from base 47 to 808 and encodes 253 amino acids. The transcript is spliced from 3 exons. The record is from RefSeq and is a predicted model, not a curated record.
UCAUGGACAUUUAUACAUUGUAUUGAGCAGUUUUUCAUUUCCAGCCAUGAAUGCUCACAAUCGGUUCAGAUGCUUUAUUUUUUUAUUUCUGCUCAACAUACAUAUCUCCUGUGCAGUGAAGUUUUCCAUAAUUGGUCCAUCUGAGCCUAUUAUCACUUAUGUGGGUGAAGAUGUGAUCCUGCCUGCCUCCCUCUCACCAGCACUCAACGCGGAGGAGUUUCAAGUGAGAUGGUUUACGACCGAUUUUAGAUCACCAGUAAUUUUAUUUGAAAACUACCAAUAUUUAAAGCAGAUUGAAAGAACAAAAAUGCUCUUCAAAGGGGAGAUGAAGUAUGGCAAUGUAUCAUUAAAAAUACAAAAUGUCCGUGUUUCUGACAAUAGCGUCUACAGCUGCUACGUUGAUUCUGGAAGGAUUGAUGAUGAGGUGCAGAUUACAUUGGUUGUAGAAGUUUUAGGUAGUCAGCCCUCCAUUUCAAUCAGAUCUUCUGAUGACCAGCAGACCAGACUGGAAUGUACAGCUGAGAAGUGGAAUCCACAACCAGAAAUUGUUUGGAGGGACAUGAAUGGAGUAGAUGUAACAACACUGUCCACAGCAACAUCACAGCAAGCCAUUGAAGGACUUCUGACAGUGAGCAGUGUCAUCCCGGUGAAGGAUGUGCUCACGGUGUUUACGUGUUUGAUGAAAAGUAAAGCAGCAAAACCAGACUGGCCAUCUGGACUUAGCAUCUACAGUGAGUGCAAAGAUGGUGUGGAAUUAUUCUCCCUGACACUGGGUGUAACAUUAGGACCAACAUCAUUUAAAAAAUGAUUGUCAAAUCAUUUGUAUUUUUAUUCUCUACAGUUCCUUUCCUGUUAUGUCUAUCACAAGUAGGGCGAGUACACACCCAGUCUGCAACAAGAAGUCCUUACAAGGGUUUUACU